AUAACAUUCAACUCCGGGUAAGUGCCUCCCCUGGGGCUGUAUUGUAAUAAGAUAGUCCAAAAUAGUUCGUGGAAUACAUCUCGAUGUAUUGAAUCGCAUUGCGAAAACAAGCUACUUCUUCGCAUUGCGCGUCAUGCGAGAGUAUUCAAACCGGACUCGGUGUACUGCCUUUUCUGUUACAUUAGUAAUAACAGCAGCAUUGACUGGAGACAGCAGGAGUGCAAGACAACGCUUGUAUGAGUGCAGCGCCAACGGAGGAAUAUUUGAGUUUUUAUUUACUCUACGGCUUGUUGUUCAUUUUUUUCUGCUUUAUGGUUACUUGUACAGUCACGUGUGAAGAUUUCUUGAAGCUGAAAGAACACCAACUUCUUCUCACGUGGUGGCUCUUGUUUUCCUGGAGGAAAUAAACCUGCGUUUUGACAUCUCUGGACUGGAUUCCUUCCCCUCCUGAGACAGACGGACAACAACCACACGUUUUCACCCUCGGGGAUGAAAUAUGCAACGGAUGUAAGAAGGGCCGCCACGUUCUGAAGUCCAAAGUGGUUUUAAGUCAUGAUGCAGGAGUCGGCCACAGAGACAAUAAGCAACAGUUCAAUGAGUCAAAAUGGAAUGAGCAGCCUGAGCAGCCUAUGCAGCCAAUUAGAUGCUGGCAGUAGAGAUGGAAGAUCAAGCGGUGACACGAGCAGCGAAGUAAGCACAGUCGGGCUGCUGCAUCUCCAACAACAGCAGGCCCUACAAGCAGCGAGACAAUUACUCUUACAACAGCCAGGCAGUGGCCUGAAAUCUCCAAAGAACAAGGACAAACAGCGUCCACUGCAGGUGCCAGUGUCGGUGGCCAUGAUGAGUCCCCAGGUGAUCACCCCCCAGCAGAUGCAGCAGAUCCUCCAGCAGCAGGUCCUAUCCCCUCAGCAGCUCCAGGCCCUGCUCCAACAGCAGCAGGCUGUGAUGCUGCAGCAGUACUGUGCGAGGCCAUUUAAAGUCCAUAUGGAGAAGACAUGGCGGGAGAGCGAGACUACACAACAUCUGCAGGAGUUUUAUAAGAAGCAACAGGAGCAGCUACACCUGCAGCUUUUACAACAGCAGCACCCUGGAAAGCAAGCAAAAGAGCAACAGCAGCAGCAGCAGCAGCAGCAACAGCAUCAGCAGCAGCUUGCCACCCAGCAGCUCGUCUUCCGGCAGCAACUCCUCCAGAUGCAACAGCUCCAGCAGCAGCAGCACCUGCUCAACAUGCAGCGCCAGGGCCUGCUCUCCCUGCCCCCAGCCCCAGGACAGGCAGCCCUCCCCGGGCAGACCAUGCCACCAGCUGGACUGAGCCCAGCGGAUCUCCAACAGUUGUGGAAGGACGUGACCGGGGGCCACAACAUGGAGGACAACGACAUCAAACACGGCGUCGGCGGCGGCGGCCUGGACCUGACCACUACCAACUCCUCCUCGACUACCUCCUCCACCCCUUCCAAAGCGUCACCCCCCAUCUCCCACCACUCCAUCGCCAACGGCCAGUCUCCCGCACUCAAUUCCAGAAGGGAGAGGGAGCGAGAGAGGGAACGGGAACGGGAGAGGUACGGAAACUCAUUACACGAGGAAAGCGGAGCCUCCCACUCCCUCUAUGGUCACGGGGUGUGCAAGUGGCCCGGCUGCGAGAGCGUCUGUGAGGACUUCGGACAGUUUUUGAAGCACCUUAACACUGAGCACGCUCUAGACGACAGGAGCACGGCCCAGUGUCGAGUCCAGAUGCAGGUGGUACAGCAGCUAGAGAUACAGCUUUCUAAAGAACGUGAGCAUCUUCAGGCGAUGAUGGCCCACUUGCACAUGCGGCCCUCGGAGCCCAAGCCAUCUCCAAAACCUCUGAACUUGGUAUCGAGCGUCACCAUGUCGAAGAACCUGCCGUCGGUGUCCCCUCCGAACGUACCUCAGACCCCCACCACGCCCAGCGCCCCCGUGACGCCCAUGUCCCAGGUGCCCCAGGUGCCCUCCCUGCUCAGCGCCGCCAACGUCCCCAGCAUGGGUGCCAUGCGCAGACGUCACUCCGACAAAUACUCCAUGCAACUGUCUUCAGGUGGUGACACAGUAUUUAUUUUUCCAGAGAUCGCCCCAAACUAUGAGUUUUAUAAGAAUGCCGAUGUCAGACCGCCAUUUACUUAUGCAACCCUCAUAAGGCAGGGUAUCAUGGAGUCCGGCGACAUGCAGUUAACGCUUAAUGAAAUCUACAGCUGGUUCACCCGCACGUUCGCUUACUUCAGACGCAACGCAGCUACUUGGAAGAACGCCGUUCGCCACAACCUCAGUCUGCACAAGUGCUUUGUGCGCGUGGAGAACGUGAAGGGGGCCGUGUGGACAGUGGAUGAGAUGGAGUACCAGAAACGCAGGUCUCAGAAGAUAACAGGGUGUAGAAGCCCGACGCUUGUGAAGAACCUUCCCUCCAGCCUGGGCUAUGGAGCUGCUUUAAACGCCAGCUUACAGGCGGCGCUGGCUGAGACCUCCCUGCCUCUGCUGGGGAACCCUGGUCUGAUGAACAGCAGUUCGUCUGGUUUGAUGGGAGGCAGUCCUCAUGGUCUAAUGGGCGGGAGCCCCCCUGGUAUGCUGGGCGGUAGCCCCCAUGGAUUGAUGGGUGGUAGCCCACAUGGAUUCAUGGGCGGGAGCCCCCAUGGGUUGAUGGGUGGCAGCCCCCCAGGAAUGAUGGGUAGCAGCCCCCCCAGCCUGCUCCAGUCCGACUUGAACGGAUCGCUGGAUCACCUGGACACCAACGGCCACAGCAGCCCUGGAGGAUACUCCCCACAGGCACACAUGUCAGCAAUCCACGUCAAGGAGGAGCCGUUGAACAUGGACGACAAUGACUGUCCGAUGUCGCUGGUGACGACAGCCAACCACAGCCCAGAGCUGGACGACGACCGGGAGCUGGAGGAGGGCAACCUAUCAGAUGACCUGGAGUGACUACUGGAGUCCCUCCCACUACUACAGGCCCCUCCCUCCACCUCCGUCACACUGUCCUCCUACCUGUUUCCUUACAGGCUGCCCUCCUAGAACCUGCUAAUACCAGAACCACUCCUCACCCAGAACCAAACAGAUCAGACCACAGCUGACUCUCCUCCUUCCCGACCCGCGGACUGGAGUAUUUAUUGAGCAUGCAUCCGGAAGACGAGGCCCAAAGGAACUCUUUGUUGCAGCCCUUUGGGAUCCCUGACUGAACAUGACAGGCAUGAGAUGUCUGGUUUUUAAAACGACUUUCAGACCUGUUUCAUGAAGAUGGCUUGGCCACUACAUACACACCGACAAACACAGAGGCUCAUGGACGGAAAACGACAAAAACACGAGUCUAGAAACCCGUUCUGUAGAAAGCUAACGGCCUCUUAUAUACUGCCAAAAAAAAGAUGUUGAAUUUUGUGAAUAUCAAAAACCCUCACAGUAGUUGUUGAUGUUAGAAACAAUUGCUGGUUCAAUUCAAACGUUGUUGCUCUGUCCAUCAUUUGCACAGGAGUAGUAUCAGAAAUUAGUGUCACUGCCUGUAUGUUGCUAAAAAAAAAACACAAAAAAAUGUAUUUUCUUUUCUUUUUGCGUUCUACUUUUUGUAUUCUGAUUUCUGGCACCACCAACUGUAAAUGCCAUUUCCUAUUUCCCAACAGUAACAGAAGCACGGUAUCAAGACUGUUGCAGCUGUCAAAAAAAGUAAGCUUCCAGUCUGUAUCUGUUUGUGAUGAAAAGUAAUUAACGUGACAUUAAGUUUGAAAAACGUACCUGUUUGUGUAAAGCACCAACCAAUACGGGG
This is a messenger RNA of Oncorhynchus keta (chum salmon), 3763 nucleotides long. Its product is annotated as forkhead box protein P2-like. The record is from RefSeq and is a predicted model, not a curated record. The transcript has 20 exons. Bases 553 to 2931 code for a protein of 792 amino acids. Gene Ontology annotation, biological process: regulation of transcription by RNA polymerase II. Gene Ontology annotation, cellular component: nucleus. Gene Ontology annotation, molecular function: RNA polymerase II cis-regulatory region sequence-specific DNA binding; DNA-binding transcription repressor activity, RNA polymerase II-specific. NCBI's taxonomy places the organism in Eukaryota, Metazoa, Chordata, Actinopteri, Salmoniformes, Salmonidae.